AUGGAACCCCACCAUAGUGUCCCCGGUCAAAUCGCUCACAGCCCCUACAGCCUAGAAACCAACAGCAUUAAGUUCAGUCCCGGAGAUCAGAUCAAAGUCACCCUUUUCGGAACAUCGUAUUUUGAGGGCUUUCUACUUCAGGCCAGAGAUGCAGCCAAUAAGAGCUUGGUAUCCACAGUUGGCACCUUUACCCUGACCAAUCUGAACAAGACACAGCUGCUCACCUGUAAUAAGCACCAGGGUUCAGCAGUGAGCCAUACGAGUGAUGCCAGACAGACAGAGGUUGUUGUCAUCUGGAAUGCUCCUACAUAUGCUCCCAGACAGGUUCAGUUUUUUGUGACUGUAGUGAAACACUACAAUCUAUUUUGGGUGAAGCUGCCUGGGCCAGUCAUCUCUCAGGAUGGUGUUACUCCCCACCCACCUCAGUGGGGCACUACGCCGCCUCCAGUACAACCUACAACCACAGCCUCCAUCCUGCCUGGGCUUGUGAGUGUCACAACAUUUGGACUUCUGACUUUUACCUCUGAGGGAUGUGGCCAGUCAAAAUCUUGCCUGCUCGAUCCUCCAGGCUGUGAUCCAAAAGAUCCUCAUUGUUUCUUCCUGUCCAUGACUACAGAGGGACCAGACAAAACGUCUAUGAUAUUUGAGCUGAGUGGCCCAGCUGAGGGAUACAUUGCCUUUGCACUGUCCUGGGACAAAUGGAUGGGUAAUGACGAUGUGUAUAUGUGUGUAAAAGAUGGGGAUAGAGUAUUGGUGAGUGCUGCCUUCGUCAGUGGACGGACACACCCUGAGGACCAGUCUGAGUCUGUCCUCUCCUCAGUGUCAUGGCGGCUGGCAGACGGAUAUAUUCAGUGCAGGUUAAGUAGACCAGUCAAACUGACUAAUCAGAAAAGAGCCCUCUAUGAUCUGGACAAAGACUACUUUUUGUUUCUAGCCAACGGACAUGCUCAGUACGGUAAAGUGUGGAAACAUAGUCAGCAGCCAUUAAUCUCCAGCCACAGAAAACAUAUCACUGGACCACCAGAGAUCCUCAGAGGCUCCCGGGCACCCAUCAUUAUGAAAAUGCAUGGUGCACUAAUGCUGUUAGCCUGGAUGCUAACAGGAAGUGUUGGUACCUUCAUUGCCAGCUUUUACAAACCUGAUUGGCCAAAUCAAACUGUCUUCGGCCAGAAAAUCUGGUUCCAGGUUCAUCGAGGCCUAAUGAUUCUAACUAUGACUCUGACCGGUGUAGCCUUCUGCCUCCCAUAUUUCUACAGGAAAGGUUGGAGCAAGCAUGCAGGUGUCCAUCCAUACCUCGGUUGUUGUGUUCUAACAUUAUCUCUGACUCAACCAGUGAUGGCUGCGAUCAGACCAUCAUCUGACUCACACAGUAGAUAUAUCUUUAACUGGGGCCACUGGGGAGUUGGGUCUGUGUCUGAGAUCCUAGCAGUGGCAGCCAUGUUCCUGGGGAUGCGUCAAUCAUCACUGCUCCUCCCCCAGCCAUGGGCAACACAUGUUCUGAUUGGCUAUGUGACAUGGCUGGCCUUAUUCAGGUUCCUCCUCCUGAUGCACAGGCACAUUUACAUCAAAAAACGUAUGAAAACUUGA
This is a messenger RNA of Perca flavescens (yellow perch), 1587 nucleotides long. RefSeq names its product ferric-chelate reductase 1a (gene frrs1a). The record is from RefSeq and is a predicted model, not a curated record. The coding region runs from base 1 to 1587 and encodes 528 amino acids. The transcript is spliced from 14 exons. NCBI's taxonomy places the organism in Eukaryota, Metazoa, Chordata, Actinopteri, Perciformes, Percidae. Gene Ontology annotation, cellular component: membrane.